GUUCUGUCCACUCAUUGGUGGCUUGUCUGAUUCUGACUUUUGAGUUUCAUAAAACAAAAAACGCGCACCAAAUUAUCGCAAACCCACAUGACUUGCUCCUCUCCCAUGGCGUCCCUUCUCAAAGCAUCUUCCUUUAUUCCUCCUCUACAAAUUCACCAGGUGAAUCAUGUUAGCUUCCCAGUAAAAAUUGAUCAUGCUUUCAUAAGAACUGGUAGAUGUCCUGUGUCUAGUUUGUCGGUGAAAGCUCAGCAGAUGGCUGUUGAAGGAAAUGUGCUUGAGAAAGAACCAGUCCGCAUCAAUGAAGAAAAUGAUUAUGGGGUUGUUAGCGUGCACCACGUUGGAAUCUUGUGUGAAAACCUAGAAAGAUCCCUGGACUUUUAUCAAAAUGUUCUAGGUCUCAAGAUUAAUGAAGCCAGGCCACAUGACAAGCUUCCAUACAGAGGUGCUUGGCUUUGGGUAGGUUCUGAGAUGAUUCAUUUGAUGGAGCUACCAAAUCCUGACCCUUUAACUGGAAGACCCGAACACGGAGGCCGAGAUCGACAUACCUGUAUUGCAAUCCAGGAUGUGUCAAAGCUAAAAACAAUCCUUGAUGAAGCUGGUAUACCUUAUACACUAAGCAAGUCUGGAAGACCAGCAAUCUUCACACGUGAUCCAGAUGCAAAUGCUCUUGAAUUUACACAAGUAGAUGCCUGAUAUUGUUGGCUAUUUAUUUAGUUGGAUACAGUUACAUUAAAAGUCACUAGAAAUCAGUGUAUAGAUGAAUUCACAUAUGUGGAUAUGAAAGAUGAGUGUAUAGUAAAACACUACUCAAGUAACUUGCUAUGAAGAAGCGGCAGCAACGUGUUAGCUGAUCUGUGUUAGCUUACAAGUGAGAUUAAAUGGCAUACUUGUAAGUUUUGAUAAUUAAUAGAUCUGCUGUCAGUUUGUUUUA
Messenger RNA from Prosopis cineraria, 931 nucleotides. RefSeq names its product glyoxylase I 4. The coding region runs from base 88 to 693 and encodes 201 amino acids. The transcript has 5 exons. NCBI's taxonomy places the organism in Eukaryota, Viridiplantae, Streptophyta, Magnoliopsida, Fabales, Fabaceae. The record is from RefSeq and is a predicted model, not a curated record.